Molecule: messenger RNA, 5776 nt
Organism: Eublepharis macularius
Lineage: Eukaryota; Metazoa; Chordata; Lepidosauria; Squamata; Eublepharidae
Gene: DENND4B
Product: DENN domain containing 4B
Exons: 28
Coding region: 110-4624 (1504 amino acids)
Biological process (GO): regulation of Rab protein signal transduction
Cellular component (GO): cytoplasmic vesicle
Molecular function (GO): protein binding
Source: RefSeq, a predicted model, not a curated record
GCCAGGCCGGCCGGGCUAUGGCGUGGGCUGGUGGCUAGCAGGAGCGCGGGCGGGGGAGCCACGGGAGCAGCCAGCCCUGCAGGCAGCACAGAUGCCGUGAGCUGCCGCCAUGACAGAGGAGCGGGCACCACAGCUGGUGGACUAUUUUGUGGUGGCCGGCUUGGCGGACACCUCCAAGCCGCUCGAGGACGAAAACCAGCCGCCUCGGCUGUCCCGGCCCAGUGAGCCUAUCACUGACGUGGCGGUCAUCAUCCGCUCUCAAGGCGAGGAGGUACCCCAUGGCUUCACGUGCAUCGAGCGCACUACGUCGGGAAACCCUGUGGAGCUCAACGCAGGCCUGCUCAACAACCCCCAGAUGUACAUCUGCUAUAAGCGAGGGCGUGACAAGCCGCCCAUUGUCGAAUUGGGGGUUCACUAUGACGGGAAAGACCGCCCCAAGCCAGGCUACAAAAUCAUCGACACGACUCCCUACAGCCACUCAGCCAACCUGACAUCCGGCGGCCCGGGGCACCAGCGUACCUUCCUGACCUACCGGCGGGCCAGCGAGGGUCAGGCGUACAGUGCGCUGGGCGUCACCGAUAUUUGCCUUAUCAUGCCAAGCAAAGGGGAGGGCACUCCGCAUACAUUUUGCCGUGUGGACCGGAAUCUCAACGCUGGCAUGUGGGGCCCAGCUCUCUUUCUCUGCUACAAGAGGGCGCUGGCCAAAGGGAAUAUGCUGGUGUAUGAAGCAGGUUUGCUUAGCCGCUACCCCGAGGAGGAUACCGAGAGUUUUCCGCUGCCUGAAUCCGUGCCUGUUUUCUGCUUGCCGAUGGGAGCCACCAUCGAGAGCUGGCCAGCGGAGACCAAGUACCAGCUGCCCGUAUUCUCCACCUUUGUGCUGACCGGGGCCUCGGGGGACAAGGUUUACGGUGCCGCUAUCCAGUUCUACGAGCCAUUCCCUCGGGAGCGCCUCUCAGAACGGCAGUGUAUGUGGCUGAACCUACUCACUGUGGUCGACCGGCGCCCCAUCACCAGCAAGUCCGUGCAGACCCGCAAGAGCAUUUGCGUCUUGUCGCACUGGCCUUUCUUCGACGUUUUCUGCAAGUUCCUCACUUUCCUCUACCGCUACAGCAUCUCGGGGCCCCAUGUGCUUCCACUUGAGGCACACAUUUCCCAUUUCAUGCACAACGUCCCUUUCCCAUCUCCACAGAGGCCCCGGAUUCUGGUUCAGAUGUCUCCAUAUGACAACUUGCUCCUAUGCCAGCCUGUUUCUUCGCCACUGCCACUGAGUGGAGCCAGUUUCCUCACCCUGCUGCAAACGCUGGGCCCUGAAAAUGCCAUCGCUCUCCUUGUGGCGGUUCUUACGGAGCAGAAGUUACUGAUCCACUCUCUGCAGCCGGACGUCUUGACCAGCGUAGGCGAAGCCCUGGUCUCUAUAAUUUUCCCCUUGCACUGGCAGUGCCCGUAUAUCCCACUGUGCCCGCUCACUCUGGCCGACGUGCUGAAUGCCCCGGUGCCCUUCAUCGUGGGCCUCCACUCCAGCUACUUUGACCUCUACGACCCACCUCAUGAUGUCAUCUGUGUCGACCUGGACACCAACACCAUCUUCCAGAGUGAGGAACGGAAGCUGCUCUCGCCGCGGUCCCUGCCUCGGAAACCGUGCAAAGUGUUGUUGGCUUCGCUGCACUCCCAGUACCAGCAGCUGGAUGAAAUGUACAAUCGACCGGUAGAGGAAGCGUCUCUGGAAUUUCUGCUGACCGAUUACGAUGUCAUCUAUGGGCGGCGCAAGCAGCUCGAACUGGACAUCCAGGCAGCUUUCCUGCGGUUCAUGGCCUGCCUCCUGAAGGGCUAUCGCACCUACCUCCGGCCCAUCAUCCAGGCGCCCUCUGAGAAGACCCGUGACUCCAGCAACCUCUUCCACCUCCAGGGCUUCCUGAAAUCAAGAGACCGUGCCUACCACAAGUUCUACGGACAGCUCUUGCGCACCCAGCUCUUUACGCAGUUCAUCGAGGAAUGCUCGUUCGUCAGUGACCGGCAUACCUCCUUGGAGUUCUUCGACUCGUGCGUUGAGAAGGUGCAGGUGGAUCUGGAGAAGCCGGAGGAAUCUCCCCUGAUGGAACUGGAUGACACGCACGGCAGCGAGCACACGGUGUUCAUCAUGCCCCCCGAGGAGCCAACGGGGCCUGAUGGGACAGAGUUGCCCCCGCGCUAUCACUACGAUGUUUUCCCCGUGCUUCAGGCCAAGCUGUUUGAGCGCCCACAGGACCAGCUUAUGCCUUCGCUCUGCCAAGCUCGGAGCAGUGCCCCCAGCAGCCCGGCACCACGCAGGACCAAACAGGAAAUGAAGGUAGCCCAGCGGGUGGCCCAGAAGUACUCCUCAGUGCCAGACAUGUGGGCCAAAUGCUUGCUGGGGCACUGCUACGGCCUGUGGUUCAUUGCUCUGCCCACCUACGUGCGUGCUGCUCCCUCGAAGGUGCGGGCCCUGCAGACGGCGUACGAGGUGCUCAAGCAAAUGGAGACCAAGAAGGUGGUGCUGCCGGAUGAGGUUUGCUACCGAAUCCUGAUGCAACUGUGCGGUCAGUAUGGCGAGCCUGUCCUGUCAGUGCGGGUACUGGUGGAGAUGAAACGAGCCGGCAUUGUGCCCAACACCAUCACCUAUGGCUACUACAACAAGGCCAUUUUAGAGAGCAAAUGGCCGUCGAGUACUCAAGGGGGCCGUCUCCGUUGGGCCAAAUUACGCAAUGUUGUGCUGGGGGCCGCCCAGUUCCGGCAGCCGUUGCGCUUACGUCAGCGAGAUGCAGAAGCGCAGAGCAUCAGCAGCCAGUCAGAGGGUAGAGGUGCGAUGGCGCCAGCCUCCCGGGCCAGAUCCGGCCUGCAGCGGCAGACAACAUGGUCUGGGUGCAGCUUGCACGAGAGUUUGCCGGCGACGUCUCUGGUGAAGAGCGGCAGCCUCAGUUUCCCUCAACACGAGGAAGCCUCAAUAUCCGAAGCUGGUAUGGCCCGUGUGACCAAGACAACGGGCACCCUGGACUCAAGCAGCGACAGGCUCCCUGCCCUUCCCCCCUGGCUGCAGGACUUGCGGGAUGGGCCUGGCAGCUCUGAGGACGGGAGCCUGUCGGACGUUAGCAGCUUCCUUACGGACGAGAGUGAAGGGUUGGCCACGAGCGGCACGUAUGCCCUGGCUGAACUGCUCAAGACGACGGAGUUGAGCCAGGCGCCCAAGAACCAUGGGGGUGGCACGGGUGGCACACCUCGUAGGAAUCUGGCUGCCAAACUGCAACAGUUGCUGUCCCCCAUAAAGCGCCCUUCCCUCAGACACGCUGCUAAUGUAGAGCGCUCUCAUGCCCGCCGUGGGUCAGAGCAGCGUGAGCUCCCGCCUCGCCGCAGCCCCUUGGAGAGUCAUUUCCUGCUUCCUCGUGAACGUCCGGGCUCUACUGCCUCUGAGAGCUCCGUAUCCUUGGGCAGCGAAUAUGACCUCUCAGACACGUCUGUGUGCAGUUUCAACCUCCACAAAUCCAGUGACCGGCUUUCGGAGUCCCCCGCUGUUGAGGUGCUGCUUUCCAGCUGUUCGCGGUGCCAAGCCUGCAGUUCGUUGGUGUACGAUGAAGAGGUGAUGGCUGGAUGGAGCUCGGACGACUCCAACCUCAACACCACCUGUCCCUUCUGUGCCCGCCUCUUUGUGCCCUUUCUGAGUAUCGAGAUCCAGGACUUCCAAGCCCUGCCCAGCAUCACUGACAGCUCUGACACCAGUUCUGGCUCCUCUGACUGGCCGCGAGACAGUGAAGCACCAGCCCCAGGGGGCCAGGGCCCUGUGCUCAGCGACCGCUACCACUGCCUGUCCCUGGAUGAAGCUGAGCCAGAACCGGAGAGGGAAUCCCGGGCCGGCUCAUUAUGCAACGGUUUUGCCGAUUCCCUGGCCCCUCAAGGUCCUGCCGUCCACGUGGAGCGCUUUACUUUUGCCUACCUGAGCCCCUUGGUGCUGCGCAAAGAACUGGAGACCCUGCUGGAGAAUGAAGGGGGGGACAUCUUGUCACAACCAGAGCUGGUGGACAACCAUCCCAUUAUCUACUGGAACUUGGUGUGGUAUUUCCAGCGCCUGGGUUUGCCCAGCUGCCUGCCACAACUGCUCCUGACUUCCAAGCAUGUCCAGGCUGCUCCCCAGGCCUCGAGCCAGGAUGCAGCUUUGGUAAACGUGCGUUUGCUCUGGGAUAUCCUAGAACCAGAUCCGGAUAGCUUUCCUCCGCUCUAUAUCCUCUGGAGGUUCCAUAGUAACAUCCCGACUCGCUUGCAGUCCUGGCGGCGUCACAACCACCCCUUCUCAUUGUCCUUCCUGGAGGCCGUGCUGACCUCCGUUGGGGUGGGUGAGAUGCACAAAGCGAUCGCCCUCUUCUUGGAGACGGUGGCAGGCCAGCCCAACCCCAUAUACUUGCAGAGAAGCGUUUACCGGGAGAUCCUCUUCCUCAAGCUGGCAGCCCUAGGCAGAGACCACGUUGACAUUGUGGACUUCGAUAAAAAGUACAAGUCAGCCUACAACAAGCUCGCCAGCAGCCUCGGCAAGGAGUCUCUGAAGCAGCAUCGGGCUCAGCCACUCACUUCCAAAGCCAUCGACUGUCGCAAGAGCUUUGGCGCCAACCUGGAGUGCUAGCAGGAGCCGCCCGUCUCUGUGCUCUUCCCUCCCACCCCUGCCCGGCACAGUUCCUGCCGCAUAGGAAUAACCGCAGGACAGAACUGGAACUGAUACUAAAUUGCACUGGGGUGGAGGGGCGGUACGGGACACCGGCAAGAGCAUCCCCCUCCUGUGAUGGGCGGCCCAUGGAGGCCAUCGCCUACAGGUGGGGAUGUCGGGAGGCUUUGCCACCGUCGUGCUAGAGGAGUGGGGCCACAGGCUCUCCGCAGUCCCUCCCCGUUUUGCUCUGACCGUCUUGCAUUAAUGGGGAUGUACAUGGAAGUCGAAAGGUCCUUCGGGUGCAGCAUGGCUGGCCUCCAUCAGCAGCUGCCGCCGCCGUGGUAGGAUGGUUGGGUUUGGGGGACCACGUGUAUGGGGAGGGCAGCUUCUGGCACUGCCUUCCUCGGCCCAACACUGCACUCUGCACGUGCAUGUCACGCCCAGACCCCGCCCCUUCUUGCACGCACCCGACCCGGGUCACUCCCUAGAGUUUGUCUAUUUUCGUGCAGUGUUAUUUCUGGAAGGUUGAUUGGCCAGCCAUCUGUUGAUUGCAGGCCCCCCCCCCAAUCACUCCCGAGUUAAUUUGGGAGAAGGCCGCCUUCCCCGCACCCUGGCGAAGUUGGUUUAUUUUUUUACCAGUGUUUAAAAAGAAAAGAAAAGCUAUUUUAUAAUUUAUUUAUUAUCGAAACUCUUUUUUGUGUGUCCGUUCCCAACCCUGUUGCUUGUGCUGAAACCCUAAAGAUGGCCAGCUGUAUAGCUGAUCAUGAGUGGGGUGGGGUGGGGUGGCGGGGAAGCCACCACUCUCUCCACCUCGCUCUUUCCUCCCCUCCCUCCAUACUUGGACCCACCCAUAGAGAGGAACAGCCCGUUGUUAGAGACAUUUUUCUUCUGGUGCUCUGGGCUGCUUUGUAGGAGGGAUCAGAGUAGAGAAGGGAGUCAAAGUGGGGAGGGGGGUGCCAUGUUGGUUGCCCCUCCCCUCAAUUUUUUGCCAGGGCUCAGAUUGUGCAAUAUGAAGUCGGAUCUCUAUCCACCUCCCCCACCCCACCCCAACCCCCAUGGUUGCGUCCUUUUGUUCGUUUUGUUUCGAUGUUCUUGGUUCUGUAAAUAAAGAUGCUUAUGUAUUUUGUCUGC